CUGAGCAAAAGGUGCGCGCUAUAGCAGGGACUAGUAAAUCACGGCGGCCCGACUACAAAUCUCCGAACAUGAUCGACCUCCUGAAAUCGAGCGCGUCCAGUACUGGAAGUCAAUUUAUUUGCUCCUAGGCAAUGUUCGAACGACAAAGUUAGCAGCCCCCAAAAGCGAAGAAUAGCAGGCAUUCUUCUCAGACAAUACUUUGUGCUGGUAGAGCUACGCGGAAAGAGGGCAUUGACUGUAGAACAAGGCGGAAUAAUUCAUCUGGAACGUUUAGGAAAAUCUUAAUAUAAAUUCAACAGGAGUUGGCAAUUCUAGAAUUUGCAGGUCUAAAAGGGGCCUACAUAAGUAAUAUGAAUGGGCAGAGUACUGCUUGUUGCUCGUUGCUCGGCGCCAUCACGCACACCAAAAGUAAGCAGCAAGCUUUUUGUUGCGAGACGACGAGACUGACGGCUCUGAAGAAUGCACUCGAACAUCUACAUUGCACUGUACAACACCGAAGACGGCGAAGGAAAAUAUCACUGGGCACUGAUCAUUCGUGACCCGGAGCACAAGCUCAGCGAGCCGCUGUGCGUGUACCAAAUUGUAAAAAAGAAGAAAUGGGAGACGAACCAUGAUGGCGGGGCACGAUUGUCGGCGCCGCUGUUGUGUUUAAUCGAGAUGCCGUCUCUGGAGACGAAUCCGAAGGAGGUGGACGCGUUUAUCCGACAGCAGCCGGCGGGGCAAGGUAGCUCUGCAUUGCUGCGGGGCCAGAAGGGAUGGAGCAGUGCGCACUGGGUGAUCCGGACGCUUGAGGGUAUGGCGGAGCUGCGGUGGUUCGAAGAAUCGGUGGGGGACCACGCCGACUUUUACGACUACAUUGCGAAUGUGAAGGGAAAGAACUACGAGCAGGGUGUUGCUGCCGGGCCGGAGUUUGCGCAUGUAUAUGGGGCACACAUGGGCAUCACAGUGGACGGGAUCCGAGUGCUCGAUACGAUGUAGACCACAUGACUGGUGUGUAAUAAACUUGAUGUCUAUCUCCACGCUAUGGCGGCAGCUGGAAGGGAAAGAGAGAAUGCUACAGCGGACAUUCGCAAGUGCAGGGUCAUCGAUAAAGUGGUGGUUGAGCAGCACCUAUGUGGUGCGAGAAGAGAGUGGAUGAAGAUUGUAAGGAGGCAGAGGAAUAUCGUCUGGGACUGGAAGACGAAGGGCGAUAUCAAGAAGAGGCUGAAUUUGACGAGGCAGGACAUGCUCACGACCGGGGAUGGAAGUUGUCGUACAGGUGAAGAUGUCGUCUGCUGCCAUCGAUGCUGCGGGGAUGAGGGCGUCUACGAUACCGAGUACAGGGCUGCCUCCGUCCCUUCCAACGAUGAUUCUUGUGAUACCGAACGCGAUUGCAAUGUUUUCGUGUUCACCGAGACAGGGUACCAGAAGGAGUAUUGUGGUCUGAAUCGAAC
Messenger RNA from Guyanagaster necrorhizus, 1433 nucleotides. RefSeq lists its product as uncharacterized. The transcript has a single exon. Bases 460 to 978 code for a protein of 172 amino acids. The record is from RefSeq and is a predicted model, not a curated record. NCBI's taxonomy places the organism in Eukaryota, Fungi, Basidiomycota, Agaricomycetes, Agaricales, Physalacriaceae.